AGGUUGCGACGAUCACUUGGUUCGCCGUUCACUCGGACCCGGCGCGCUCUCUCUCGUCUGCUGUCCUCUUCGCCGUCCUCUUCAUUUUCAGUGAGCCGCUGCUCUAUUAAAUAUAUAUUUACCUUUUCUCCACGUAGUAGUUUAGGCGCUUCGUUGCGGCUCUUCAAUCCUUUUCGUUGGUUGUUUUUUUUUUGGGUCCACGAACGGCAGCAGCGACGCACCAAUACGUUUCGCACCGUUUUGUUUGUUUAUAUAUUUAUUUUCUGCGCUGCGUGCUUCAUUCUUUUUCUUCUUCUUUGUGUGUGUGUGUGUGGGCUGCUCCUUCUCCUUCUCUCUCUCUGUUUCUCUCUCUCGAACUCUACUUCUAUUAUUCGUGUUUUGUUUGUAUGUACAUGUCCCUUCCCCUGCAACGGGUUUGUGGGUAGUAACAGCAAUUGUUUCCGCUCCUGAUUGUCCUUUUUUUUUUGCAAGGAGUCUACGGCUGUGUACGCAUCGGGGCAGGAUUUCGCGCACUGAGGAAAGAACGUGUGUGUGUGCGUGUGCGUUGUCCCUCUCUCUUUCUCUCUCUCUCUCUCCUCCCUUCUCGUUGUUGUUGUUGUGAAAAUUAUUUUCAUUGCUUUUGCGAGAGAAGAAGAAGAGUUUCCCUUCUCUCUCUCUGUCUCUCUUGAUUUUUGUUUUCCUUUCCUACGUGAUAUUUCCCAUCACAUUUUUUCUUGUGUGUGUCCCCCCCUCCCCCUCUCCCUCUUUUCUCCUCGUCAUUCUCUAAACCGAACGCAUGUAAAACAACUAAGUGCCUAAUAUAUAUUAAUAGUUGUGUAGACUAUUCUGUUUUCCUGCUUUUCCCAUCUCUUCCCGUCUCAUUUUUUCCUUUCUUCCCCCCCUCCUCUUCUCCCUUCCCCUCCCCUCCCCCCUCUGCCAAAGCGGUGCUCUUCUAAAAGGUGACGCUGUGAGGGUAACAAAAUACUAUUAAGUAUAUCAGUCUAUUUUGUGCGUUGUUCUUCUUUUUCCUUUUCUGUUUUCUGACUUGCAAGUUGUCGCUUUCGCUCCAAGACACCACAGGUAUUCUUCUUCAGCUAUCCGUAUACACAUACGACCUCUAGUGGGCGUCUUUUCUCUUCUCUUUUUUUUGUUGUUCUUCGCUCCUUCGCCUGUUUCUCAAGAUUUUUGUUUUCGAAAAACCCCAGUUUCCUGCCUCCGUGUUCUUUGCCGUUUCUUUUCUUCCUCUUUCUCCGUGUGCGUAAGCUCUCGACAACUCGCGUCUAACCGUCUCUCUCCCUCUCUCUUCUCACCGUACAUAUAUUUAUUUGUUUCCCCAGAUUUUAAUUUUCAGUGAUACCCGUUUUUUCUCUUCUCCGUUCUGCGGAUAGCGAUACCGCGGAAAGACCCCUCCUAAGAAACGGCACAAAUCACCCACACCAAAGUAGAUGCUCCCUGCUCUUUCACGGUCGUCGUCUGGCAGGGCGCAGAACCCCAUGCCCGAAGGAGCCGCCAUCCCCAACAGGAUGAGUCGGCAGGCGUUUGUGCCCCGUGCGCAAGACAUCGACGCCAACGUUGCUGCUGCUGCUGCGAAUGUGACAGGCGGAGACGGCACAGACGUCUCCAUGGCCGGUGUCGUGCGGGGUGGCCGCGCUGCUGCUGCUGGAACUGGUUGCGCGGCAGCCAAGGCAAACCGCGAGAGCCGCACGAGCAGCAUCUCCGUCCAGCAACAAGAGGAGGAAGCGCCGUGUGCGCGCCUCGAUGGCGUGGCGGUGACCCACUCCCUGGAAAGAGGGCCGCUGGCGGCGGGCGAGGGGGUGGCGGAAUCCGUGGGCAGCGACAGCGUGCAUCUUCUCCAGCACAUGCAGGAGCUGCUUCACGAGGGCGCCUCUGCUGAGGCGUUGCAGCAGUGGGUUUCCAGUCAGCUGCGGCGAGCCAAUGAUGGUGGGGUGCGGGCGAGCCGUGAGCAUUUGCUUGCCCCGGCUCUGUCCAGUGAAAGCUCCCCUUGCUCACCUCGCACCACCGAUGGGUGCCGCGGCUCACCCAACUCCACCAACAACCACCGCCACUCGACAUCCUCCGCGUCUGUUUCUGGCGUCUCCGCCAAAGCCGGCCGUCUGUACAGUUCUGCGACGACCACCACCACCGGCAGCGGCGGAAGGUUGAUGAAGGCGUCGCGGACGCACGCGCCCGGCCAGCAGCAGCACCAGGCGCCUCAGUUGCAGCAGCAGCCGCAGCAGCCGUGGCGCUCCUUUCACCGCGGCGGCGCGGCGUCCGCAGAGACGCCGACGUACAACGUGGCGAACUUCGCCCAGACGAGCAGUGGGGUCUCGCUGCGACGGGCGCAGGAGACGAGUCUCCAUGAGGUGACGAAGGCCGCCGUUCACGCUACGACAUCGCGGCUCGUCGCCAAUGAACAGCGCAACAUUGGACUGCUGCUCGGGGAGCUCUUCUCUCGCAAUCCGGAGUCGAUGGUGCGUCGACUCGCCACGCCGCCCGCGGCGGUGACCACGACGCUGGCAGCAUCGGCGGUGGCGACGACCACGAUGGCGACGCCGCUGCCGGUGGCGGAGGGGCGCUCGCGCAGCAAUUUCAGUGUCGACGAGUGCAGCCUCCCGCCCGCCGCGUACGACCGCGCGGAGAUGUCUGGCACCAGCCCGCAAGCCUCCUCGUCUGUUAUGACAAGAGGCGUGUCGUCGGUGCCGCUGAACGUCGACUCCGACGUCGCACCUGCAGACGGACCGGGCUUGCUGCCCUCCCACAGUCCACUCUACGCCGCCGAGGACGGCACGGGCGGGCAACGGCAAAGCGCGGGUCCCUUCUUCAAGGGCGGGUCGACCGCCAUCCCCACCAGCUCUGAGCGAUCGACGCCGGACGACCCGAGCACCGCGCCCACUUCCAAGGCUGCCUCGCCGCAGCUCACGACGCUGCCCAACUCUGUUGCGGGCACCGCAGGGACCUUAACGUGCGAGCAGGAUGCGCUCUUCCCCCCGUACUCCCCACUCGUCUCGCCAGCCGUUUCGCCAGUGGCGGGCGCCUCGACGGCUGGGAAGCUGCCCGGCGUACGCGCUGACGCGCCCCACCACGUCAUCCACAGUCCUCCCUCGGCGGUCGUCACGGCUGCCGCAGCGUCCUUCACCUCGGACACCCCGCUGCCCAUGGCGACGACAGCGGACGAUGUCCUCAGCCCGGUAGCGGGUGCCGCCAAGCGCAACACCCUAACGAAUGUGGUGUCGCUGAUUGACGUCGUGUUCGCCGGCGAUGAAAGCUACUCCGGCGGCACGGCGGCGGACUCCGACAACGCUUCUGCCAACAAGGGCGGCAGCGGCGGCGGCCACAACCUCAUCAUGCUCAUUAACAACACCAGUGGGCCACAAGCUGGGGGAGUGACGGACGGUCAGGGGGGCAAAGGCGCACCCAGCGCAUGGGGGGCGACCGUGGCCACGGAUGACGUGACGGACGCGAAUGGCGUUGGCCGUGGUGGUGACGGUGCCAUGAGCGCCGUGGCGAUGCUACCGCCUGUUACCUCCCCCGCCACCUCCAUUACGGGGAUGCAAUCGUCGUCCAGCGCCGCAGCCGGGAACGUCUCGGAUAGCUCGCCUCUCACGGCGUCAGGCGGGCCCACUAUCGUCACGCGCCACAUGAACCAUCACCGACUUACGCAGCCGUACGGCCGUGUGGCGAGUUUGGUGUCCAACAUGAGCAAUCACCUUGUCGGCGGCAACAACGGCGGGAGCAACACCGCCGCAGCAGGGGCGGUCGGAUCGUACACCACUCUGCCGGAGCGGCGCAGCUCUGUGUCACUCGGCGAUGACAUACAAAGCUUCGACAGCAGCCGCGUGUCGUGCGUGUCGGGCUUGUCGGGCGGCCGUGACGGGGCGCUCACCGGGGCCGGCGGCCACCGCCCGCGCCGCUGCUCUGUUCUGCACCUGAGCCACGCCUCGGUCAACGGCGGGAUCGACCCCCUGAUGGAAGGUGUGAUGCCCGACUUUGUGCUCGACGGGGCCUCGGAGGAAGGUCGUCGACCAGGCCCGCGCUUUAUGCGGACGUACUGCCGCCACUGCCCCGUGCGGGUCGCCGAGUCGGCCACCCGGAAAGCGCUGGCGGAGCUGGGGGUGCCGUACCUGCCCGACAUCGACGAGGCCGCCAACCCGAUGAGUGUGCUGUUCCGCAUGGCCACCUACCAGUACACGGACAGCCGCUCCUUCUACGUGGUGAUGUGCCUGAACGUGAUGCUGCGGUACAACUUCGUGCGGCGCUUUGCGUGGGACACGCAGAAGCUGAAGAAGUUCCUCGAGGUGGCCGCGACGUUCUUCCGCGACGGUAAUCCCUUCCACCACCUUGUCCACGCCACGGAGAUGGUGCUGGGCGCCCAUCAGUGGUUGUGCGAGGGCACCACCGCGGCCGCCUUGUCGGAUGUCGAGGUUGCCGCGUUUCUUUUGGCUGCCAUGACACUGAUGUUGGCUCACACCGGCAUCGACAACCGCCUCUUAACGCAGCUGAAACACCCCUACGCCAUGUUGUGCAGCUUCGCCUCCCCCCAACAGGGCGCCGUCGUGGCCCUCGUCAUGGCUCUCCUGCGCUACCCGGAGCUGCAUUUCUUCCCAGAUCCAAGCUCCGCCUCUGUCAACGUGCAGUCGCAGUCCUUCGACCCAUCGACAGACACCGCCCCGGCCAACGUGGCGCACGAGUGGACGGCGAGUCGCGAGAUGGAGUUGUAUGACAUGUUUUCCGAGCUGGUCAUGGCGACCGACCUGCGCAACCACACCCUGAUUCAGAAAGGCAUCUUUCACAUGGCCGAGGAGAACGCGCAGCGGCACGGGUGCCUCUGCGAUGGGGCCGCGCAGUCGCGGCUCCUCUCGCCUGCGCGCGCCGCCAAACCGAGCCGCGGCCGUGGCGGUACGCCGCUCGGCAUCACACCAAAUCGGCCACAACGCGGCGACUUCAACGGCAGCCUCAGCAGCCGCUUUAACGCGUCCUCCUCCUCGCCCCUGCAGCAGGACGGCGGGAGUCCCAGCAACAGCGGCAACCACUACCUCACGAAUCGCGUCUGCCUGAACUGCUGUGCGUACGUCACGGAGAACCACGUCCCCGACUUACUGAAAGGCGUGCUGCACUACCUCGGCUUCGCGUUCCUCUUUCGCACCUUCGAGACCUACGUCUCUGGCAGCCUCAUGUACGUAGCGGAGAUGUACAGGCAGAGCGAGGUCGAGUACAAGCUCUUCCAGAAACAGCAGCAGCAUCAGCAACAGCCCCGGCAGGCGGCAGGCGAUCUACAGGCUGGCAGCGUUGGGUCAGGCUCCCAACGAGACUCCACCAGUGUCCAUGCGUUUCUGAAGAGCACCGCGCAGGACACCUCGCAGCACGACACCGACCUCGGCGACUCCACCGAGACCUUCGCCACCGCCGUCAUGGAAGAGAAGCCGCCGUGGCGGCAAGACCUCACCCACGCGUCGACCGUCGCGUCCUUGCAGCGCCGCCGCAGCGACGAGCUCGGCUCUGCGCUGUUGUCCAGGCGCCCCACCACGACGACGUUCGAGCCGCCGGCCUUCUCUACUCCUACCGCUGCUGUAUCAGCGCAGCGGGAGGUUUCGGCAGGGCGUCCGGCCUCCUGCAGCGAUGACGCGACGUCGACGGAGACGGCGGUGCCGUCGAGGCGGCCACGCGUGCGGCCGCUGCGCGGAAGUGGCCGAGAUAUUUUUCUGAUCGCCGUGGAGGAUCUGAGUCUGCCGUUUGUGGAGCUCUUUGCACCCUAUUUGCCCGCGUCGUGGGUGCGGGCCACCUACUUGAACCAUCAGACCUUCACGAUGGCGAUGCCGUCGCCAGAGGAGUACGACGCGGCGGUGAACCGUGUGCUGGACCUGGCGGAGGAGAGCGAAGAGGAAAUUGCGAGGAGGCAGACGGGGGAGGGUGCAGGUGGGAACGAUAUACUGUCUACCGUGCCGUGGCUGUUGAUGCGCCGCACCUGCCUGAGCGUCCCGGACUGGACAAUGAACAAGGAUGGCAUGCUGCGACGAGUGAUUAAGGAGAUCGUGAUGGGCACGGAGAGCCUGCUGGAGCACUGCGAGAUGUAA
Leptomonas pyrrhocoris is the source of this 6050-nucleotide messenger RNA. RefSeq lists its product as hypothetical. The record is from RefSeq and is a predicted model, not a curated record. Gene Ontology annotation, biological process: signal transduction. The transcript has a single exon. The coding region runs from base 1425 to 6050 and encodes 1541 amino acids. Gene Ontology annotation, molecular function: 3',5'-cyclic-nucleotide phosphodiesterase activity. Lineage: Eukaryota; Euglenozoa; Kinetoplastea; Trypanosomatida; Trypanosomatidae.